Tuber melanosporum (Perigord truffle) is the source of this 1181-nucleotide messenger RNA. RefSeq lists its product as uncharacterized. The record is from RefSeq and is a predicted model, not a curated record. The coding region runs from base 380 to 1021 and encodes 213 amino acids. The transcript has 2 exons. NCBI's taxonomy places the organism in Eukaryota, Fungi, Ascomycota, Pezizomycetes, Pezizales, Tuberaceae.
GGUGUACUCGAGUACAAGUACAAGUACGAGUACUAGGUCCCGGACUGGGACAGUGCUAGCACUCGAGUUCAGCCCGAAUAUACAGCCCCACCAACCACCACCCUCCCGUAUCUGGUAAUCAGCUUCCGCCAACUUCCUAAAUCACACGUUACACACGACCAGUUCCCGAUUAUCCAUCCUUGCUAUGGUUUAUGGCCCCUUCCCCAACCAGAGCUUAACCUUCUUUUCUGCCAACGAGGUAGACUAUAUAAAGUCGAGGCUAUCGCCCAUGUCCAUUCCAUUUCGACAUUGACUUUGCAGUCUCUCUCCCUCGCACUCACCUCCCCCUCCCCGCAACGACUCUUAUAAUCCUUCGAAAAGAAAAAUAAUAAUAGUAAUAAUGAAGAUUCUCAUCCUCGCCGCAACCCUCCUCCCCUUUCUCACUUCGGUCGCUGCUCAAGCUCCCCGCUAUGCCGGUUGCUACCGCACGGCGGGCGGCCUCAUCCGGGUGGAUUCACAGCGCCCCAGCUGUGCCGAGGCUUGCACUGACGCUGGCAACGCGCCCAUCGGAGCGCUGACCAGGACCAAUGAAUGCUACUGCGGUACCACUCCGCCACGCGACGAAGAUCGAGCCCCGGAUGCCUCGUGUGAUUCUCCUUGCCCUGGUGCUCCGGAGUUGGCUUGUGGAAGCAAUUCCGGACAAUUCUUCUCGGUUUACUUCUGGACAGGAGGUCCUUCACCUUCCUCGGGCGCUAAUAACGCGACAGUUUCCUCUACUCGCGGUGGGAACAGAACCUCCACUGGUCGUAGCUCUGGGACUCAGACUGCCACCACUACUGGGGCUACGAAGUCUGGAGGAGCUACCGGUACAGCCUCGGGAGGAUCGGCACCGAGCAAGACCGAUUCGGAGGGGAGCAGUGCCCCAUCCGAAUCUACUGGCAGUGGUGGGGCCACGUCGUCCAAUUCUGGCGAUAAUUUGCACAUUGGGGGAGCGAUGUUGAUCGGGGCAGUGGUGAUGGGUGUUCUCACCAUGGUUUUCUAAGGACGGGGGGGGGGGUUUCCGUGUUGGGGGGCGGUGAUUGUUUGUACAGAAUUAGUAUCGUAUCUCUCCGAAGUUUAGUAGUUUUUUUUUAGACAGUCGUAUUCGAGAUUUCGAAAUAAUUGGGGAAAAUAAUACCACUUGGAAAUUUUUUUAUGCAAAA